GCGCCGCUUCCUGUUGUCAGUGCCUCUGGAGCCGCAGCUUUUGCUCCAAACUGAGGGCGUCUCGCUUCGUCCGGAGCGCCGUCGCCUGCUCCUGCUCCCUUUGGUGUCAUGUGAGUCUCCUUGAGAGCUGCUGCCCGAGUGGAAAUGCUCUCGGUGGAGAAUGGCCUGGACCCUCGGGCUGCCAUCCAGGUCAUCAAGAAGAAGCUAGUGGGGUCUGUGAAGGCUCUGCAGAAACAGCAUGUGUCUCUGGACACAGUGGUCACCAGUGAAGAUGGAGAUGCCAACACCAUGUGCAGUGCCCUGGAGGCCGUGUUCAUCCACGGCCUGCAUGCCAAGCACAUCCGUGCUGAGGCUGUCGGCAAAAGGAAGAAGCACACUCACCAGAAGCCUCUGCCUCAGCCUGUCUUCUGGCCCCUUCUGAAAGCCGUCACCCACAAACACAUUAUCUCAGAUUUGGAGCACCUGGUCUUCAUCAACACAGAUGUGGGCCGUUGCCGGGCCUGGCUGCGGUUGGCCCUCAAUGAUGGUCUGAUGGAGUGCUAUCUGAAGCUGCUCCUGCAGGACCCCGCACGGUUGUGCGAGUACUAUCAGCCCACAGCCCUGCUGCGAGAUGCUGAGGAGGCCGAGUUCCUCCUGAGCUUCCUGCAAGGACUAACAUCCUUGUCCUUUGAACUCUCCUACAAGUCAGCCAUCUUAAAUGAAUGGACACUCACCCCAUUGUCUCUCUCUGGGCUUUGCCCUCUCUCUGAGCUCGACCCUCUCACUACCUCUGGUGCAGAACUACAACGGAAAGAGUCUCUGGAUUCAAUUUCCCACUCCUCAGGCUCUGAGGACAUUGAAGUCCAACACUCGGGCCAUAAGAUCCGCAGGAACAGGAAGCUCACUGCCUCCUCCCUCAGCCUGGACACAGCCAGUUCAUCCCAGCUGUCUUGCAGCCUGAAUUCUGACAGCUGCCUGCUCCAUGAGAAUGGUCCCAAGAGUCCAGACCAUUCUGAGGAACCUAUGUCCUACGACUCAGAUCUGGGCACAGCAAAUGCCGACGACUCCGACAGGUCUCUGCAAGAGGUGUUGUCAGAAUUCAGCAAAGCCCAGGUAAAUUCUGCACCAAGCAGUGGACCCAGCCAAGAGCCAGACACCCCCAUGUUCCAGUCCCCCCUCUCCCUCCACAGCCUAGUUACCAGCACACACCUGCACUUUGAGGGAUCUGAAGAGCUCUUUCCUGCCCACACAUCCUCUGGGACAUCAAGUGGCAGCCACGAGCAUCAGCUACUGCCUCAGGAGACCCCGGACGUGCAGCAGUUAGGCAUUGCCCAAGCUGUCCCUGCACAGAGCACUUCAGACCAGCAGCCUUCUAGUCCCUUGGGCGGAGCAGGUGGUCAAGGGAGUGGCCCUUGGAAGGCCCUGGAGUAUGGCAGAGUUGGACCGAAGCUUGCAGUUUCCUCUCCUACAAGUCCGAAAGGCAGGAGCUGGAUUUCUGAAGAAGACUUCUGCCGACCUGCCCAAGAGCAUACUCUGAACAGUGCUUCAGAUCUCUGCACAUCUCCUCUGCAAGGGACUCCAGAGUCAAGGACUGCUCUCCACGGGCCUUUUUCUCAAGGACCAAGAAAGAGCUGUUCUCUGGGCGCAUUAGACAAGGCAUGUGUGUCCUCACUGGGCUACAGGAAUACCCAGCCAGCUCCAGCUCCAGUGGUGACACAAGACCAUAAAAACUUCUGUGUGGUACACAGAAGGCAGAUGGGGCUCUCCAACCCAUUCCGGGGCCUCAUGAAGCUGGGCACAGUAGCCCGGCGGGGAGCCGUGGGCAUCUGGAAGGAAUUCUUCUGUGAGCUGUCCCCGUUGGAGCUCCGCCUCUACCUGAGUGAUGAGGAGCGCACCUGUGUGGAGAGCUGUUCCCUGCUACGAUGUGAGGCUGUGGGGCCAGCACACAGCGAUGGACGUUUUGAGUUGGUCUUCUCGGGCAAGAAGUUGGCUCUCCGUGCCUCCUCCCAGGACGAAGCUGAGGACUGGCUUGACCGUGUGCGGGAGGCUCUGCAGAAGGUGCGCCCUCAGCAGGAAGAUGAGUGGGUGAAUAUCCAGUACCCAGACCAGUCUGAGGAUGCCCCAGAGGCUCCACCAGACAGCCUUCCCCCCUGUUCAUCCCUACUCUCAGAGCCUGCAGGUGCCCAGGGCAUACAGUUAGACUGGACAUCUGCCCAGGUUCCAGAGCCAGAUGCUAUCAAAGAGUCCCUUUUGUACCUGUAUGCAGACCGGACCUGGGUCCCCUAUAUCUUUUCCCUGUCCUUGGAGUCUCUGAAAUGUUUCCGUGUGAGGAACAACGAGAAGAUGCUUAGUGAUAGCCAUGGAGUGGAGACCAUCCGAGACAUCCUGCCAGACACCAGCCUUGGGGGCCCAGCCUUCUUCAAAAUCAUCACAGCCAAGGCCAUCCUGAAACUGCAGGCCAAGAACGCUGAGGAAGCUGCCCACUGGAGAGACCUGGUCCGGAAAGUGCUGGCAUCUUACUUAGAGUCAGCUGAGGAGGCUGUGACACUUGGUGGGAGUCUGGAUGAAAAUUGUCAGGAGGUGCUGAAGUUUGCCACCAGGGAAAACGGCUUCCUGCUACAGUACCUUGUGGCCAUCCCCACCGAGAAGGGCCUCGACUCCCAGGGCUGCUUCUGUGCAGGCUGCUCCCGGCAGAUCGGCUUCUCCUUUGUACGACCCAAGCUCUGUGCCUUCUCUGGCCUAUAUUACUGUGACUUCUGCCACCAAGACGAUGCCUCAGUGAUUCCAGCCAGAAUCAUCCACAACUGGGACCUCACGAAGCGCCCGGUCUGCCGGCAGGCCCUGAAGUUCCUGGCCCAGAUCCGGGCCCAGCCCCUCAUCAACCUGCAGCUGGUGAACGCCUCUCUGUAUGAGCACGUAGAACGCAUGCACCUCAUUGGCAGGAGCCGGGAGCAGCUGAAACUCCUGGGGGACUACCUGGGCCUGUGCCGAAGUGGGGCUCUGAAGGAGCUGAGCAAGAGGCUAAGCCACAGGAAUUAUCUCUUGGAGUCUCCUCACAAAUUCAGUGUUGCUGACCUCCAGCAGAUUGCAGAGGGGGUGUAUGAAGGAUUCCUCAAAGCCCUGAUUGACUUCGCCUCUCAGCAUGUCUACAACUGUGACCUGUGCACCCAGCGAGGCUUUAUCUGCCAGAUCUGCCGCCACCAGGACAUCAUCUUUCCCUUUGAGUUUGACACCACAGUCAGGUGUGCUGAAUGCAGAACUGUCUUCCACCAGAGCUGCCAGGCUGUGGUGAGGAAGGGCUGUCCCCGCUGUGCCCGCCGUCGCAAGUACCAGGAACAGAACCCUGUCAGUUAACGCUGCUGUCCUGACCUUCGAGGCCAUCCAGCUGGGUUUGUCAUCAGCCUAGGCUUCUUCCCCCGUAAGGAAGACUUGGGUGUGCUCAGCUCCAGCCUACAGAGAAGGUGCAGGAAGUCCCAGUGAUGCCCGAGGCCCCUCACAACCCUUCUGCUCCAAGAGGAGUCCCAAUAGGUGCCUCUGCACAGGGCCUGGCUUACCUAGCUGUCACGGCACCUCCAUUAGGGCUGUUCAUACAUACACUGUGGAAACGAAGCUUGGUGAGCAUUUUCAAACCAUGCUCCUGAUUAAAAGGUCUAGUUUUUUAAGGCAGGUUUUCCCCCCUUCAUAUUUAAACAGAAAAUAUUUUUUUAUUCUUGACCUACCUAAGUCACCCAAGAAA
Messenger RNA from Arvicanthis niloticus (Nile rat), 3715 nucleotides. RefSeq names its product pleckstrin homology and RUN domain containing M1 (gene Plekhm1). NCBI's taxonomy places the organism in Eukaryota, Metazoa, Chordata, Mammalia, Rodentia, Muridae. The record is from RefSeq and is a predicted model, not a curated record.